Messenger RNA from Condylostylus longicornis, 12067 nucleotides. RefSeq names its product probable serine/threonine-protein kinase DDB_G0282963. The coding region runs from base 437 to 7639 and encodes 2400 amino acids. Gene Ontology annotation, molecular function: structural constituent of nuclear pore. The transcript is spliced from 9 exons. The record is from RefSeq and is a predicted model, not a curated record. Gene Ontology annotation, biological process: RNA export from nucleus; protein import into nucleus. Gene Ontology annotation, cellular component: nuclear pore. Lineage: Eukaryota; Metazoa; Arthropoda; Insecta; Diptera; Dolichopodidae.
UAAGUCGCGCUAAGUUUUAGUGAAAAUAAAAGUGAAAAUUGAAUUUUAAAACGUUUAUUAUCUUAUUUUUGCUACUAAUAAACAAUAAAUUAGAAAUUCGUUCAAUCUGUUUGUAAUUAAAUUUCAUACAUAUUAAAAACAGACGUAAAGAAAACGGAAAAAAAAAAUCUGGUGAAUUAAGAUCGCAAAUAAAAUAUGAAAAUGUGUUUUACCAAGUGCGAAUUUAAAAUUAAAAUAUCAUUUUGAAAAAUGAGUAGUUUUUCUUGCUAAAAUUAAAAUAAUUCAUAAAUUUUUAUUAAUUAAAAGAUUCUUACGGCAUUUUCUCAAAUUUAUCCUUUCAAGGACAAUUUUUCAUUAAAUAAAUAUCAAAACUAAUGCGAGUAGCAUCCAUUGUGAUUUAUUAAGAUUUCAAAUUACUUAGUUAAUAGAAAAAAUAAUGUCGGAAGACGAUAGUUUUAGUACAAGUAGGGGGCAGUAUAAUUCUGCAGAAAUAACCUCGGAAGAACAUGAAGCUAAUGACUCAAUUAUUCAAAAAGUGAAAUCGACUGUUUCCAGCAUUUUACCACAAACUUUAAGUAAAUGGUUUUCAUCGACUAAUGUUUCGGAAGAAAAUAGAAAUGGUAAUAUUAGAAGACGACGAUGCGAAGAAGAUAACUUUAAUGAUAGUGAUCCCGAAAAUAGUCAAGAUGAACAUUGUACUUUAGUGAUGCCACCAAUGAAAAAGACUCGUUUGAAUAAUGAUGAGCUUGGCCACUUUCCAAUGACAAAACAUUGCAUUAACAAGAUUGGAGAAAAUAAGUUUAUGUCAUCCACACCAUUAGAUAUUCGAGGACGAAAAGAAUUACACACUGAAAUUUCGUCAAAUUUUAUUUCACCUAAGAAUAAAAAUGUAAGACCUCUUGAUGACAUCGAAGAAGAAACUGACAUAAUUGAGGUAGUACCAAAACUGUCACGUAAAACUAAUCAAACUAAAAGGAAUACGAAUAUGUCAGGUAGAUUUUCAGAAAAUCAAUUUUUGAGGAGCGAAUCUGGUUUAGCGAAUUUUAGUAACAGUUUUAUGUCCUCAAAUUUAGUUAAAAAAAGGAAAAUUCAAACAAAUUCUAUUAGAGAAGAAGGUGGAGAAGAAGAUUGCGAAAAUGAAGAAAUUGACGACUAUGAAGAUGAUCUUGAAGAUGAUGAUGAAGAUGAAGAAAAAAGCCAUAGCGUAAGAAAAGAUACAAGAUUAAAUAAAUCAAAUAUGCUCUCGAAUGGAACAAAUAACAUGCCUAAUAUAAUAAUGUCCCGAAAUGAAAAUCAAGAUAGUGCAUCAGAAAGUGGAGAAAGUCAGUGUUCUAGUUUAGCAAAUCAACAAAUAAUUGGUCAGAAUAAACGUACUGGAUUGUUCAAUUUUAAUAGAGCAAAAAAUUUAGACUUUGUUCAUUCAAAACCAAAUUCUACCAAUGGAUUUAAUUUUUAUUCUCAUCUAGAAGGAAAAAAAUCUUUGUUUUCAUCAAAAAAUAUGCACAGCGUUUUAAAUAACUCAACUAUGUCGUUAACUAGUCUAAAUAGGCGUCAACAGUUCAAUCCAUCUUUAUAUGGAAGUACAUCUGCUUUAAGUGAUUCACGCUUAUUGAAUACAACUUCACCAUUUUAUAAGGGUAGGACAACUUAUGGAGGGGCUUCAGCUUAUGGAAACUCAUUUCUAUCUUCUAGUGCUCGACAAAUCCGAAUAAAGCCAACUUUGAUUCGCCCGUCUUCAAGUUUGUCGAACGUAUCAAAUUCGUCUCAAGAUUUGAAUAUAACAAACACUGGAAAUUUUGAUAAAAAUGCGGUGCGUAAUAGUACAACUGGGAAUAAUACCGCAAUUUCAAGUACAGCUAAACGGAUACUUGAACUAAUGGAUCAAUUCACAACACCUUUAAAUGAAGCGAGAAAAAUGGCUGAAAGUUUGAAGAAUUCUCAAAUAAUUGGUAACAAAAAUAGAUUCACUGAAUCAGAUUAUCUUUCAAGUAAAUCUUUAAAUACUGGCAUCCGAUUACAAAAACCUAAGACCCCUUAUAGUCGACCUCAAGAAAAUAAUAAUAAACAAAUUUUAAAUGAAAAUAUGUUACCUCCAGUAAACGAAUUACAAGUUCCAUCAAUGGCUCAAUUAUUGCAGCUAAAAACAUUGCAGGCUAAUACAGAAAGAAAUCGAGAAAUGGCUACCUCUAACGAAAAAUUCUUGUUAAAUAAAAGAAAUGAUUGUAAUACUUUGAAAAAUAAUCAAAUUGACAAAGGUAAUAUUUUGUCAAGUCAUAGUAGAAAAAUCAAAACUAAAAUAACAAGCACAAGACCUUCGAAAAAUUCAAGUGAGCUAGAAAUCGCUGAAACAAUAACAUUACCAGAUAUUCCCCUACCUUUGAUGAAAUCGAUACCUAAAUUUGAUAUCCCUCCGCCAAGUACAAGUUCAGCCUAUAAGGUACCUUUGAAUACUACAACUAUUACACGACCAGCGUUGGGAAAUGUUUCUACUGUAUCCAACAGCACAAUUAAAAAUGACACUUUAAAAACUGGUUAUAAAUUUUCGGCUCCUAUUAAGAUAGAUUUUAAAGUUGAUUCCAAAUCAAUAUCAUCAUGCGAUAACUUUAAAUUUAGUCAUCCGAUAACUGUAGAUUCGUACGAAAAAUCAAAUGAUAUAAUUAAAAAUGAUAUUAAAAAAACUGAAGAGAAACAAUCAGAGAAAUCAUUUUCAAAUUUACCACAAUUAAACAGAGGUAAUAUAAAAGAAGUUUCUGCUGAAACCUUAACUACAAAUCCAAGUAAAACUAUAACAACAUUGAAAAGUGGAAGCGUUUUGGACGUUUUAAACAAAUCAAAUAAAGUUGUAGAAGUAAAGAACACCAGCAAUAUAAAUAAAAAUAUGAGUGAAACUGCAAGUGGAAAAACUAAUUUAGGGUUUGGUGAAGCUUUUAAAAAGCCCGCAAAUAUGUGGGAAUGUUCAAUUUGUUUGAUAAGAAAUAAUGAAAAUUGUGAGAAAUGUGUAGCUUGUGGAUCAUCAAAAAAGGGAGGUAGCGAAAAAGAGAAAACGGUUUUUCCCCCACCUUCUCUUGUGACAACGAAUAUUUCCUUAAGUGAGCAAUUUAAAUCAAAUCCAAAUACUUGGGAGUGUUGUGCCUGUUUGGUUAGAAAUAAGAAUGAAAUUUCUUCGUGUGUUGCUUGUAAUACGUCUAAGCCGGUAUUAGUGAGCGAUACUAAAAAAUCCAGCGAUAAUAAUGCUAAUAGUACUGGAAAGGUUGCCGAACCAACUAAAACUGUAGACCCAACUUUCAAAGAAAUUGUUGCUCAACAAAGUGGAAAAUGGGAAUGCUCUGCUUGUAUGACUAGAAAUGAUUCCAAUCGUUCAAAAUGUAUAUGCUGCGAACAAGCAAAACCUGGAUCGAGUACCUCUACAGGGAAAAAUGAAUUUUCUUUUGGAGCUGCCGCUAGUAAAUUUACUUUUGGCUUUAGUAAAUCUAAUGAAGAUUCUUUAAAAAAGACUGAUGAAUCUGUUUCUAAAACGGUAGAAGCAACUUCACAAGGAAAUUCAGGCUUUAGUUUUGGCAUAUCAUCUAACCCUAUUUUUACUACUCCAAAAAUUCCAGCAACAGCCAACACAUUUUCAUUUGGUGUUAAUAAAACUACAGCCACAAGUGCAACUACUCCUGUAGCGUCAGACGGUAAGUUAAUAGACAGCAACAAAGCUAAUGUAAAAGCAUCAACAUUGGAAUCGGAACUUUUGAAGACUACAAGUAAACCGGCUGAAAAUGUUAAUUUCAUGUUUGGUUCUCCAAAAACUAAGGGUGAAACUGAUUUAAAAAAGACGUUUUGUUUUGGGUCACCAACGCCAAUAUCAUCGAAUACAACUAAAACCGAAUCGAAAUUAACUACUUCAAGCGAGUCCACACUUCCAAACUCUGGAUUUUCAUUUGGUUCACCUCAAAAUCAAACUACAAAUUUGAAAACAACUACACCUGGGUUUUCAUUUAACUCACCGUCUUUGUUAACUGCAGCACAAGGGACCUCUGCAACAGUUUCCACGACUACGCAAUCAGCAACAUCCACUGCGGUUAACUUUGUUUUCGGCUCACCUAAGACUACGAACUCCACAACCACAUUUGCAGCUCCGGUCACUACUACGUGGUCAAAUGUUUUUGGUUCUCCAUUAUCUAAAAAUAAUCAGGUUACAAGUGUAUUCGGAAAUGUAAAUAAAGAACAAAGCCCCAAAACGUCUCUAGGCAUAAGUAGUCAAGGUUCAAAUAGUAAUGUCAUACAAUUUGGGGCGAAUAGUAAUAAUAAUCAUGAUAAAAAUUUAAAAACUUCUGUUCCUGUAUUUGGAUCUCCUUCAGGCAUGAGCUCAAGUAAUAAUCAAUUUAGCUUUGGAUCAUCAAGCAGCUCAGCAGUUUUUGGUUCAAAUACUAAUACAGCCGCACCAAGCCCUUUCAAUUUUGGAUCUCCUAAAACGGUUAAUGAUUCAGUUGGCAACGUUACACUGAACACAGGUUUAACAGCUGCUUCCAAUCCCAUUAGUUCUAUAUUCGGAGCCUCAAACACUACUAUUAAUAAUAAUAAUAAUAAUAAUAAUAAUAAUAAUAAUAAUAAUAAUAAUAAUAAUAAUAAUAAUAAUAAUAAUAAUAAUAAUAAUUAUAAUAAUAAUAAUAAUAACAAUAAUAAAAAUAAUGCUAAUAAUACUAAUAAUACUAAUAAUAACAAUAAUACUAAUAAUAAUAACAAUAAUAAUGAUAGUAAUAUUAAUAAUAAUUGCAACAGUAAUGGUAAUAAUAACAUUAAUAAUAAUAAUAGCAAUAAUAUCCUUGGUAAUAAUAAUAUUAAUAACAACGUUAAUAGUAAUAAUAACAUCAAUAAUAACAUUAAUAAUAAUAAUAAUUUUAAUAACAAAAAUGAUAAUUCUAAUAGAACUAAUAAUCUUGUUAAUAAUAAUACUAUUAGUGAUAAUAAAAAUAACAAUUAUAACAUCGGUAAUACUAAUAAUAACAACAGUAAUACUAAUAAUAUUGUUCUCAACAGCAUCAAUAACGAAACUAACAUCAGUCCUGGCUAUUUUAAUAAUCACAAUAUUAUUGGUAAUAACACCAAUACCUCUGUUAUUAGUAAUAAUAAUAGUAAUAUUAUUUGUAAUAAUAAUUCUAUCAAUAACACUAACAUUAAUAGUAAUAAUAAUAAUAAUAAUAAUGAUAGCCAUAUAAUUAAAAAUAAUAGUAAUAACACUAUUAAUAAUAACAUAAAUACUAACAGUAAUGUUACGAAUAAUAAUAAUAGUAACAAUAAUAAUAAUAGUAACAAUAACAGCAAUAGUAUUAUGAACAAUAACAAUAGCAGAAAUAACAAUAUUUUCAAUAAUGAUGUCAGUAAUAAUAAUAACAGUAAUAAUAUUAUUAAUAGUAAUAACAGUAACAAUAAUAACGUUAAUAACAAUAGUAGUAAUAAUAAUAGUAGCAAUAAUAACAAUAAUAAUAUUACGUUUGGGUCUCCUACGGCAUUCGGUAGUUCAGCUUUUAGUUCUCAAUCAUCAACAAGCUCAAUUUUUGGGCAAUCUGCUUCUGUGCCUAACUUAUUUGGAAAUAGCGUUGUACAACAGCAAAAUCAACAGCAGCAAAAGCCGUCUUCAAGUUUUUCCUCUCCUGGUACUGGUUUAUUUGGUUCUAAUACAAACGCAUCAACUUCAGCAUUCACAUUUGGGAAUACAGUCGCUUCAGCUCCAUCAUUUGGCGCUCAAACAGCAUCCAUGCCAACUUUUAGAAAUCCAACCGCUAAUACUAAUACUUCUUUUACCUUGCCAACUCAAGAGUCAACAAAAAAACUAACUGAUACUCCAUUUAAUUUUAAUGCAGCAGUUCAAAACCCACCUUCGGGAGGAUUUUCUUUCAGUAACAACAAUACAAACAUUAACAAACCAGCUUUUAAUUUUUCUGCACAAACAAUGCCUUCUUCAUUCAAUUUUACUGGGUCCGAGGCAAUAAAUUCAUCACAACCAUUUCAAUUUGGAGCCUCCUCGAUUACUACAACUAUACCACCAGUGUUUAAUUUCGGUAGUAGUGAGUCCAACUCCAUUACCAGGGACUUCAACGACAGCCCGACGCAAAAUACGGCCAGUGACUCGACGUGCCCAGCCACGGUAGGCAUUAAAAAGUAUAAAAAUGUUAGCGAUAAUUGUAAUAAAAAUAAUAAGAGUUAUUUAAAAAAAUCAAUACCCUCACAUUUAAUAAAAAGCUGGUUAAAAUCGUCACAACACAAAACAGAAGAAAAUAUAAAAUAUGAAGGCAAUUUUAGCAAAAAUAAAAUAUAUAUAAAUAAAAAUUAUGAAGAAAAUUUAGAAAAAAAAAGUUUAAGCAUAGAUGAUGGUAAUGAUUUAAUGAAACAAAAUAAUUAUUUUUUAAAUAAUCAAAAAAAUGUUGAAAGAAAAAAGAUAUUUAGCCAAAAAACUUGCGAUAUGACACACACUUCUAAUAGUUCUAUUGAAAUUAGUUAUCAACAAACAUCUUUGAAUAAUAAUAAAAAUAUUGCAGAAAAUAUUAAUGAAAAUACUUUAUUUAAAAAUAUUCAUAAUCAUCAUAAUAGAAUUGUUGAUAAAUUGAAAGAUAAUUCUUUAUUAAAUGUAAAUAAAAAUUAUAAAUUUUAUCAACCAAAAAAAGAAAAAUAUAUUAAACAGAUAUCUAAAGAUAAUAAAAUGAAAAUUAAUAAGAAAUACAAUAAAUAUUUUCUUUGUAAUAAUGUUUAUAAAUUUUCUUUGAAAAAUAUAAACAAUAAUAAUAUCAGUAAUAAAAUUAAUUAUACACAAAAAAAAAAUGAUAUAAGUAAAUAUUAUGUAAAAUCAAUUUUUAAUUAUAAUAAAAAUAUUGAAAAUAGUAAUAAUGAUAAUAAUAAUAUUAAAGAUAAAAUUAAUAAUUAUAUUUCAAGUGAAAUAAUUGAAAAACAUAAUUCAAACACUACUCAACGAAAGAUAAAUUUAUUAAAAGAAAAAUAUGAAAAGACAGCUAUUAUUAGAAGGUUAAAAUAUCAAACGAAUAUUAAUAAUAACAAAAAUAAAAGUUGCUUUUAUAAAUUUAUUCCAAAAAGUUCAAAUGCAUCAGCACCAUCAGCAAUAAAUUUAUUACAAAAGCCGAUAUCAACAAAAUUAAUAACAUCAUUAAAACAAUCAAAGUCUUCGUCGUUGCAAUCAAUAUCAUCAAAUAAUAGCAAAAAUAAUAAUAAUGAUGAUAAUAAUAAUAACAAUAAUAAUAAUAAUAACAAUAAUAAUAACAAUAAUAAUAAUAAUAAAAAUAAUAAUAAUUAUAAUAAUAAUAAUAAUAUUAAUAAUAUUAAUAAUGAUAAUAAUAAUAGUAACAAAAAUAUUAAAAAUAAUGAAAAGUCUUCUAUGUUAGAUAAUAUUUGUCUGUCGUCAGUAUUGUCUGAGUCAUUAUCAUCUUUAACACAAAAUAUUGAGUCCAAUAAAAUAGAGGGUAGGGAAUUAAUUAAAACAAAUGAUAUUCAAAGAGAAUUUAGCACUGACCAAUUCAAUGUACAUAAUUUAAUUUAUAGAAAAUAUUUACAAAAAUUGAGCCUAAAAGGUUUCUUAAAUAAAAGAAAAUAUUUAUCUGACAAAUCUAAAUUUAAAUAUGUUAAAAAAGAUACCGAAGAAAUAUAGAAAAAAAAUUGUAUAUUCGAGUAAAAAAAAUCAACUUCAAAAUAAAUAACUACACAGAAUUAGGAAAAGACAAAAUAAAAAAGGGAAAAACCUGCAUUAAAGAAUUUCACAUAAUACAAUUAAAAAUUAUUUUCUUUUGUAAUAUUUAAUUUCAAUUUUAAAAAAAAAGGAAAUAUUAUUUUUUAAACAAUAAAAAUUAAUUUAUUAAAAGCAAUUAAAAAAUUGACUGAAACAUGGACGUUUUUUAUAUUCUUAUUGAAAAUUCUUUUGUAAUUUAAUUUUAAAAAACAUAUUUGUAACAUAAAGUUAUUUUCAACCUGUAUGUAUAUUUAUUUUUUAUAUUGUGGUUUGGACUUAUUUCUUAAUUUAAAAAUCAAAUUAUUAUACAUUAGUAAACAUUUUGUUCAAUUAAUUGCAUAAAUUUCAAUUGGUUUUUAAAUUUUAUUUUCUACUAAAAAACUGAUAUUAUAAAUAUACAUAUAUUUUUAAAUUAAUCUCAUGUACAUACAUACAUAUAUAAUUUUUUUUAUUGUAUUUUGGAAUAUUUACAAUUAUUAUUGUUUUGGAUUUCAAACGAUGUUAAAUAAAUAGUUUAGUUUUACACUUUCGUCUUUUUUUUAUGUAUAUUUUAUAUAUAUUUUAGUUAUUCAUAAUUUCAAAUAAGUCCAAAAACACAUUAAACACUAGGGUGUCUGUCUACCAAAAUGCAAAUCUAACAUCAAUUUGACUUAUUCGGCAAUUAAAAAUGUCGAAAUCUGAAUAUAUCAAAUUGACGUUAGAUUUGCAUUUUGGUAAAUUCCCUAUUUUGAUUGCUCUUUUAUGCUUUAUUUCAACAAGUAGUCGAUUUUUAUUUUGAUACUUCCGAAAAUUAAAAAUCGUGUGGGGAAUUUGUUAUUAUCAAUGAUAAUUCUGUUAUAUUAAAAAUUAAAAAAAGAAAUAAUAAAAUUGUUUAAAAAAAAAUCAAUAUGUAACAAAACAUGUAAAAAAUUGUUUUAAAUUUUUUAUAAAUUAAAUUAGGGGGCUAAAAAAAUGUAUGUAUUUUUUUAGUAAAGAAUACAACUAUUAAAGGGGAAAAUAGUUGUGUUAUGAAUCUAUUUUAAAAAAAUCUUUAAAAUAAAAGGAAAGUAAUUGUUGAAAUUAUUAUAAUAUGAAUGUGAAGAGAAAGUGAAUGAAACUUAUAUACAUUAAUGCGUAUAUGAAUGAAAUAAUGUAAUAUGAUUAUAUAAUUAUUUUAUUGAGAAAAAAUGGAAUUUUAUUAUUUUUUCUUUAGAUUGUUGACUAGAUGAUAGGCCUAUUCUCUUUUUUUUUCAAUUGUUUUCUAGUAUAAUUUUUCCUUUAUAAUUUAAUAAGAAAAUUAAUAAAUAACACAUAUAUAAAUAAAAGAAAAAUUUGCUUUUCAUUCAUUUGUAAAAAAAAACAAACAAAAUAUAAAAAACAUGUAAAAGAAAAUAUAAAAUUAAAUGUAUAAAAAGUCUUAAAUAUUUAGCUAGGGUAUCUCUAAAUCACUUACUUACUUUUCAAUUUAUAUUUUAUUUUUCUUUUUUUUUGUAAAAUAACUUUCAAAGAAAUAAAAAUAUAUUAUAAAGUAAGCCGCAAAUAAAAAUAUAAGUACAUAAUGAAAAUAUGAAAAAUUUUUGUAAAUUUUAACUAGUUUAUAUGAUUCAAACAAAAAAACAAAAAAAAAAAUUAUGUGAAACUUAAUUCAACUGAAAUAAAGAAAUAUUAUCAUUAUAUUUUAUAUCAAAUCCUGUUCACUAUCCGAAUCGCUUAACGAUAUCAUGUACAAUAUAAAAUAGUAAAUUUAUUUGUUGGUCUUUAUUAUAAUCAAUUGAUUUUGAUGUUUUUAAUUAAAAUAAUUUUUAUGCGAUAUGUCAAUUUAGAAUUUUGCUUAAAUCUAAAAUUAAUUUUUUAUUUGAAAUUAAUGUUUUUGUGAAAUUUGGAAUAUUUUCAUUUACUUUUAGUACAUAUUCAAUUAUUGCAUUUAUUGCAAGAUUUUUAUUGGCCUUUUAGAAUAUGCCAGUCAUUAAUCCAUUUAAUCAAAUUAAAAAUAUCAUAAAUGAACUGAAGUGGAUAAAUUACUGAAGCAAAAACAAAAUAGAUACACGCGAAUUAUCAGUAAUGUCAAUUUAAUCUUUUUUUUGUGGUACCAAACGUUUUUAAUAAAUCUAAAUAAUAUUUCUUAAUUAAAACUUAGUAAUACAUUUUUAAAUUAUGUUUCCAAAAAAAUUUCAUUUAGUUAGUAAUAAAUAAUAUUAGAAAAUUUUAGUAUUUGAAAAUUUUUCAAGUUUAUUUUGAAUUUCUUUUUUGUCCAAUUGCAAACAAUGUGCCAAAUUAAAUUUUUUUUUCAUAUUAAAAUUAAAAUCAUAGAAAUUAAAACUAUGUUUGCAUAAGAAAUUAAAACUAUGUAUGUAUAAGAAAUUCUGAAAAUAUUUUAUGAAAUACGAUUUUUAAUUAUGAGAUGCAAAAUAAAAUGAUUAUGAAAUGAUUCUACACAAAAGUAAAACAAAUCAGAAUUUAGUUUUAAUGAAUUAUAUUUUAAAUUUCCUUGUUUUUUUCUACAUCAUUCAAUAAGAAAAUUAAAUUUUUAUUUUUUUUUUCAAUUUGUAGUUUGAAAAUAAUUGUUUGACACUACAAAUUGAAAGCACAAAAAGACUGCCCAAAAGCAAUCUAUUAAUUACAAUUUACAUCAAAAUCAAUUAAUAUAAUCAAAAAAAAAGGCAAAAUUUAAUAUUUACUUUUUUUUUUACGAUUUGCAUGAUUUUUUACGAUUUUUUUUCACGAUAGCUUGAGUUAUUUUACCGGAUAACAACAUUUCGAAUAAAUGUUGUAUUUUUACAGAUGUUAAAAAAAAUUUUUUUUAGCGCAUAUUAUCUUAGAAACAUCAUUAAAAGUAAUUAUUUUAACAAUUUAAUUUCUUUUGAAUAAUAUUAAGAUUGAAAUUUGAAAUUCUACAUUAAAGUAUAUAGUAUUUUCGAAUAUUCUGCAAUCUCGUCAAUUUCGAAUAUUCGUUCUCUUUUUAAUGAUCACUUUUAAACAUUUUAAUUAAUUAUCUAUAUUUAUAAGAUAAUUGUUUUUAUUCAAUUAAAUUUUAAAGGAAAAAUCAUAAGAUCAACAAAUUAAAUUUACGAAUUUAAAAAUCAUGAAUUUUUAUAUUUGUACACAAUUAACAGAAACUUUUAUUUAAAAACAUUUUUUACAAUUUUAAUUAAAGCGAAAUUGCAUACAAAAAAAAAAAAAACAAAAAAAACUUUAAGUUCCUCUCAUAUAAAAGUGUAGUAGACUGUAUAAAAGAAACAAAAACAAAAAAUUAGAAAAGUGUUAUAUAAACUCAUUAAUAUUCAAAUUGCAUUUUUUGUACUUUUAUUUUUUUAUACAAAAAAAAACAAAAAAAAUUAUUUUAUAUUUCGUUAUCUAAGAAAAAAAUAAACUUAAUAUUACAGCAAAAGGAAACAAAAAAAAAAUAAAUUAGAACUAUUGUAGGAGAUUCUUUUUUUCAAAAUAUUUUAAAUAAAAUAAAAAAAAACGCAAAACUCUGGUAUGUAUACAUGUAGUCAACCAAAAUUAAUUUGCACAUGAUUUUUUGUAUUUCAGUAAAAUUCAAAAAUACAAACGGGAUAAAAUUAAAUAAAAAAAAAUAUUAAAUUAGCGCUACCGGGAAAAAAAAAUUCUAAUAUAAAACAAAACAAAAAAAAUAUAAAUAAAGUAACAUAAAAUCAUUUUGUAAUAUUUAAUAAUAUAGUUUAAACAAAAUAUACUUAUAUAUAUAUAUAUAUAUAUAUAUAUAUAUAUAUAUAUAUCUAAGAAUUACAAUUAAAAAUAUAUAUAUAUAUUACACACAGAAAAAUUAAAGUAAAAUGCUUUCUUUGAGUAGUAGUUAUAAGAAAAUAUAAUUAUCAUAAUUACAAUAAAGGAAAACAAAAAAAAAAAAAAAUAAAAAAAAUUUAAUAAAAAAAUUGUAUAAAAAAAAUGGUAAAAUUUAGAUUGUAAGAAAUUUUUUUUUAGUUAUAAGAUUAAAAAUAGAGAAAAAAUAAAAAUAAUUAUAAAAAAAAGUAAUGGAAAAAAAAUAAACUUUUUUUCCCCUGCAUUCUUUUUUUUUUUUUGUUUGGCAAAUGAAUUUAAAUAUUAAGUUUUUCUUUUUCGCUUAUAUUUUGUGCUUUUUCAAAAAUCAAAUUCAAAAUGAAAUUUAAUUUAUGUAAUGAAUUAAAAGCGCAAAUUCAUGAUGAAAUAAAAAAUUCAAUGUAAAAUUUAAACAACGUCUUAUUCAGUUUACAUCUUCCAUCAAUCAUCACCCACCUCUUCAAGUGUGCGUUUAAGAGAAAUGUGGGGUUAUCUUGUUUUUUUUUGUAUUUUUUUUUUUUUAAAUUUUCAUAAUGAUUUUUAGAUUGUUUUUUGUAAUUAAUAUCCUCUUAUAUUUUUUAAUUUUAUGCU